AGCUGUUUUUUUGCUGUUUGUUUGCUAUUAACCUCAUUGUUAUUCGCAGCCAGACUUAAUUUUCAACGUGGUGUUUGUUUUUAAAUUAGAAGGUUAAUCACACAAUUUAAUAUGAGCACCAUCCUUGAAAAAAUUGCAGCUAUUGAAGCUGAGAUGGCAAGAACUCAGAAGAAUAAAGCUACAGCAGGGCAUCUUGGUUUACUUAAAGCUCGGUUGGCUAAAUUGAGGCGAGAACUUAUCACUCCUAAAGGUGGUGGUGGUGCAACUGUUGAAGGAUUUGAAGUUGCCAAAACUGGAGAUGCUCGAAUCGGUUUUGUUGGAUUUCCUUCUGUUGGAAAGUCUACAUUGCUGACAACCCUGGCAGGGGUCUAUUCUGAAGUUGCUGCCUAUGAAUUCACGACUCUAACAACUGUGCCUGGUUGUAUCAAGUACAAAGGAGCAAAGAUCCAGUUACUUGAUCUUCCUGGAAUCAUAGAAGGAGCCAAGGAUGGCAAAGGUCGUGGUAGACAAGUAAUUGCUGUUGCCCGAACUUGCAGCCUCAUUUUUAUCGUUUUGGAUGUUCUAAAACCCCUCGGGCACAAGAAGUUGAUUGAACAUGAGUUGGAAGGUUUUGGACUUCGGCUGAACAAACAACCUCCUAACAUCGGUUUUCGUAAAAAGGAUAAAGGAGGAAUCAAUCUACAAACACUUGUUCCACAAUCAGAACUAGAUCUAGACACAGUCAAGACAAUACUGUCAGAGUAUAGGAUCCACAACGCUGACAUCACCUUGAGAUAUGACGCAACCAGUGACGACUUGAUUGAUGUAAUUGAAGGAAACCGGAUAUACAUACCCUGCAUUUACCUGCUCAACAAAAUAGAUCAAAUAAGCAUUGAAGAGCUUGACAUAAUUUACAAGAUACCUCAUUGUGUUCCUAUAUCUGCACAUCACAAAUGGAACUUUGAUGAUCUACUAGAGAAGAUGUGGGACUACCUGAAACUUGUCAGGAUAUACACAAAGCCUAAAGGACAGCUUCCAGAUUAUGGAUCUCCAGUUGUACUUCAUUUUGAAAAGAGAUCUGUUGAGGACUUCUGCAACAAGUUACAUAGAUCUAUUGCCAAGGAAUUCAAAUAUGCUUUAGUAUGGGGCUCUUCAGUGAAGCAUCAGCCACAGAAAGUGGGCAAGGACCACAUUCUGAAUGAUGAAGAUGUUGUGCAAAUUGUCAAGAAAGUCUAACUCGAAGCACAAGCAAAGUCUCAUAAAGAGCAAUACCAUGUAUUGCUAAUGUGGCAUUGACAGAAACCAGGAGUGAGGGCCACGAUCACCACUUCUAAACAUUUCUAACAUUGGCUGGAACCCAAGGAAUAACUCAUCCCUUACUGUUAUGUUUUAAAUAAUUGAUUCUUGGUUCUUUUUUACCACAAAAUCAUAUUACUAUCAUAUUGUUUUCUUAAUAAUUUUCCUUAACCAACCAAUGAGUCUGUGUAACCAAUGAUUUAAUGAAUUCGUCAAAUAUAUCAUGGAAUACAACAAGUGGGUCUGACCUCUGGUAUCUGUUUUAAAAUAACAACCUGUUUAAGAAAAAUGCCACUCUUCUUGGUCUUACUGUAAAUAAAAAGUUACUACUAUUAUUAUU
Molecule: messenger RNA, 1615 nt
Organism: Macrosteles quadrilineatus (aster leafhopper)
Lineage: Eukaryota; Metazoa; Arthropoda; Insecta; Hemiptera; Cicadellidae
Gene: 128up
Product: GTP-binding protein 128up
Exons: 8
Coding region: 112-1215 (367 amino acids)
Biological process (GO): cytoplasmic translation
Cellular component (GO): cytoplasm
Molecular function (GO): GTP binding; GTPase activity
Source: RefSeq, a predicted model, not a curated record